Molecule: messenger RNA, 1702 nt
Organism: Exaiptasia diaphana
Lineage: Eukaryota; Metazoa; Cnidaria; Anthozoa; Actiniaria; Aiptasiidae
Exons: 13
Coding region: 77-1561 (494 amino acids)
Source: RefSeq, a predicted model, not a curated record
UGGCUCGAUAAAUCUUGAAGAAAACAAAUUUCUUUCUUCAUUUUGUCGAGCCAGGCAAAGCGUUUACCUGGACACAAUGGCAACGAUGUGUGUUGCGCCAGCUGGAAAUAUGUUGGCAAAACAACGAAAAAAGGAGCAAGAGGAAUCCGAUGUUUUCCCUAAGCUCGGAAAGAUCACUGGGGGCACGAUACUAAGACAUCAGCUAGAUGAUAUCUACAGCAGAUCGUCAUAUUCAAAGUCUUACGAUACAACCAAAAUGUCACAAAUGAAUUCCAAAGGGAGUCAGAACAAUCGACCGCGAUCGGGAAGAAGAAAUAGACCACACCCAAGAAAGGACUGGUUGAUGUGGCGUCUUCCAGAGCAUACGUUUCGCAAGUUAACAAUGACGGACGAUGCUGGCUUGUGGAACUGGGCAAAAGGUGGAAUCGACGACGCUAACAGAUAUGAAACAGAAUACUCAAGAUUGUAUGCAGGCUCACCUCACAAUACAGCGUAUUCAGAAAGAAAGCGAUUAUUAAAUCGAGAAGAGAUCAAUAAGGCCAGUUUACCGAUGUACAAUAGUGAACAAGAUACGCAGCCUCCACCUUCACCUUCAGCGGCGAAUCAACAAAGCGGUAAUGCGUCAAGUGAAAGCUAUUCUGAUUUGAAUAAGUUUCUAGGAAGUGACAUCUGGAAAGAUAAAGAAGUAUUUCAUCAAAUUCUGGAAACGGGAGACAAGCGAUAUCUAAUCAAGUUCUUAAAUACCUUGAGCCCUGAAACACUCCUUGGACUACAGAAAUGGUUGCAAGCUAGCGAAGAAGAAAAAGAAAACGAAGAAGCAGUUGCCGAGACUUCGUCGUACGGCGUAACGUCUACAAAUACAGAGGGAUCGGAAGCAGAUGCGUCGUCAAUUCGAUUGCCUCCCUCAUCACCAAUGAAGGAUCAAAGCAAUGACAAAGAACCAAAAACUAAAAUGACUGCAAGUUCGCCGUCUGAAGGAAAGAAAAAGUUCAUCACCAACUUGAUUGACUCCGCUGACAAAAAAGAAAUCGCACAGUUUCUUAGCGACAUGAUCGAGCCUCGAUCUGUCAAAGGUGUUACUCAUUGGCUUGUCAGUCACGAAGGAAAAGAACGUGAAGUCGCACUAAGGUUUCUAGGAGAAGUUCGCUUCAAGCCCUCGAAAGACUCCAUUUUGGUCGAAAAGGCGCGAGAGGGCCUGGAAAGUCCCAUGUCUAAUGUGUCAUUAACACGACGCUCAAGGAAAAAAAGAUCGCCACAUGGCAAGAACUGUUCAUGCGCAGUCUGCGAUGCCGAUCAUUCGAACAGGAUUUUAAGAGCUCUUUACAAUCAAGGAAGCUCGUCUGUAAUCGACGAAAUGCGACGAGCCCUCGAGUGCGUACCACGACCAAAGAAAACAAAAGUAAGACAGCAAAACCAACGUAAAAACCAAGUCCCUAAACUUGGUGGAGAUCGUCGAAUGCAACGAGUAGUUCGUGGACACUUACCAAACACUAACGCGCUCUUCAUGCAGCCUCAUCGACUGCUUCCAUCUUUCUUCGUCAUCCACCCAGAGUUGCCAUAGUUACAUGAGGUUGACAUGGUGACAUAAAUGAUCGACAAUUUAGAUCACAUGAUUCAGCGGUUGUUGACCGGAUACUUCGAAGUAGUGUCUAUCUAUCUGUAUCUAUCAUUUUAAUAUAUGAAACCAAUAAAAACUGCUUUA